UGUUCAUAAUUUACGGCCCAGAUUUAGAGAUCACAGAGAAUGAUAUUAACUCCAUUUUUAUCGGCCUGUUCGCCUUCGCCUUCUCCUCCGUCUGGGCGGGCGCUCUUUGAAGCUUUCUCAGUCCCCUAAGAAAGACUACAAGUUUUAAAAAGCCAGUUGAGCUGCACAAAAGGAAAAGAGAAAGAAAUGCCUCUGUAUGAUUGUAUGCUUCUGGUGAAACCCCAUGUAAGGAAGGAGGCUCUGAUGGACUUGGUUGCUAGAGUAAGCAAACAUGUUUACAGAAGAAAUGGAGUUCUUACUGACAUGAAGUCAUUUGGCACUGUUCAGUUGGGCUAUGGUAUUAAGAAGCUUGAUGGCAGAUAUUAUCAGGGUCAACUAAUGCAAAUGACGAUGAUGGCUACACCUAACAUCAACAAGGAGCUGCAUUACUUGAACAAGGAAGAUAGAUUGCUGCGCUGGCUUUUGGUUAAACACCGAGACACGAAGUAUGGACUGGAAUUUCAUAGUGAAGAGGAUGCAAAUAGUGAAGUCAAUAGGCUUCAUCGGAACAGCAUAUAUGAUGAUGAUGAGGAUGAGGACGUGGAUGAGGAUGAGGAUGAUGACGAUGAUGAAUAUGAUGUGGACCAAGGAGGAAAUCCAACUGAAGGGUAAUGUAAUUCUGUCAGGGAUGGUUCGUUGGCAUUUUGUUGAAAUUCCGGAUUUAUGUUUGUCAUAAGGUUUGGUAGCAGUAAGUUCUAUGAACUAUGUUGGGUGAGAAUUGGCUUAUCAAUGUAUUAAAUGUUGUGAGCUUUUAGUUUUGAUAUGGUUGGUGCA
Prunus avium (sweet cherry) is the source of this 813-nucleotide messenger RNA. RefSeq lists its product as uncharacterized. The record is from RefSeq and is a predicted model, not a curated record. NCBI's taxonomy places the organism in Eukaryota, Viridiplantae, Streptophyta, Magnoliopsida, Rosales, Rosaceae. Gene Ontology annotation, molecular function: structural constituent of ribosome; small ribosomal subunit rRNA binding. Gene Ontology annotation, biological process: translation. Gene Ontology annotation, cellular component: ribosome.